Cornus florida is the source of this 2247-nucleotide messenger RNA. RefSeq lists its product as uncharacterized. The record is from RefSeq and is a predicted model, not a curated record. Bases 1086 to 2033 code for a protein of 315 amino acids. The transcript has 2 exons. Lineage: Eukaryota; Viridiplantae; Streptophyta; Magnoliopsida; Cornales; Cornaceae.
GUGAGGGGGAACUUUUUUUUUUUUUUUGUAUAAAAUUGUCGAUCCUUGCUUAGGGGUGAUCGAACCCCUUAACCUUGCCCUUACCAUCUCUCUCUCUCGCCUCCAUUCACUGCCCAACCCUCAAACCUCUUCACCCAAAUCCAAACUCCCAAGUUCUUAGACCGUCCCUCUCUGUUCGCUCUUCUCUUCCGCGGUGUUGAAUUGGGCGUCAAUUUCACAGUUCACCCUUUGCUUCGCCCAUCUUUGGCUGAGUUGGGUGCGAUUGGGGAAGUGGAGUUCAGAUCGCGGCUGUUUCUCUUCCGGCGUCGCAUUUGGGUCGCUGUUUUUCUCCGGCGAUUAAGAUAGGGUCAUUCUUCUCCGGCCACGGUUAAACAGCGGCGCCGUUUUAAAACGCUAUAAAGGCCGCCGUUUGAUUCGCCCUUUUCUUUUUCCGAUGUCGCGGGUACUGUCUUCUCCAGCCGUGAUUCGCAGCGCCGACGGUUUCUGGGUAGCAGGUCCUUCCGGCCGUGCUUGAAUCAGUCCGAUUCCGGCUUGGUCCUCUCCGGCGAGUUUGUAGGUCUGAACAAAGAAAUAAAAACUAAAAAGAAGAAAAAAAAACAGUCGCAUCUUGGUCUUGCCGGCGCCAUGGACUGAGUUCUUCUCCGCCGAUGGUUUGAGUUCGCCGUUUGCUUCGCCUUUUAUUUUCCGACGCGGCUGGUACUUCAACAGCGCUGCGACUGGGCUCUUUCCGGCGAUUCCGGCUGGGCUUAAAUUCCGGCGCCGUUUGAGACUCGCCCUUUAUUUUUCCGGCGUUGCAACUGGCUGUUCCCUCCAGAGAUUUUGGCUGGAUUUUGAUUUGGUUUCUUCAGCGAUUCCGGCGGCUUUUGACUGGGCUUUUCUCCGGCGAGUAUGUGGAAACUCCCAAAGCUGUGUAGCACAACAAACGUCUGGAUUUUGAGACUACCUCCGACAUUGAAGGUACGUUUCGCCACAAUGACACGACUGAAUGGGCGGUGUUAGAAUUUGAAAGGAGGCGUUUGUCUUGCCUUUUUAGACCAGCUGCAGAGGUUGCAUAUCCCCGUAUUGUGCGCCUGUUUUAUCAGAAUAUGGAAUGGUUUAGUGAUGCGCCGGACAUAUUAGCUACAACCAUUGAUGGUGUCCGAAUUUACUUUGGUGUCUUAGACAUAGCCCAGGCAUUGGGGUGUCCACAUUUGUGCCCCACUGACUUACUAGCAGAGAAUGGGGAGCUAUGUUUUGGCAAAUUCUCGAAAAAACCUACUGUGCAUUCUAUUGUUAAAGAUAUGUGUGACGGGAAGUAUGGUGACAAGAAGAAGAAGAAUUGUGCCAGCAAGUCCUCACUACCUAAGGAUAUGUGGUUUUUCAAUCAGGUUCUGAAACGGAAUGUUUUUCCAAUAGGUCAUAAGGUACAGCGGGGGCAAGAGUUCUUAAUAGCGUUGUAUGCUACCCACACUAGAGCAUGGUUUUCUGUUCCAGCUUUCAUCUUUAACCAGAUGCAUAAAUAUUGGAAGCAUUUAGUGGCGAGUGGGGAUCCGAAUGCGAAAAAAUGGAAACUUUCGUUUCCGUAUCUUAUUACCCAGUUCCUUGUCCUUCGGCGCUUUGUGGUUGAUAAUGAUGAUAUCUUUGAGGCUCCAUGGGUGACUUUUGGGCUAGCACAGUGGAACUUAAGCCUUUCUCAUAUGCCUAGUGCCAAGAAAGAAGGUGAUGGCAUGGUAGCAAGUGCUAGAGAGGACGUGAAUGCCCUGGUUGAGGACGUCGUUGGGAGGUCUGAGGAGCAGAUUGCUGAUGGUGCUAGUUAUGAGAUAGCACAGGCUGUGUCACCACAUGCAGAGGAGUCUGCAGGGGUGACUAGGGCAGAAUUCAAUGCCAUUGUGGGGCAGUUGAGGACAGAGUUAGCUGAAUCUCAAGAGCAGCGUCGAGUCGAGCAUGCUGAGCUUAUACAGCAGCACACCACUACCCAGCGCAUACUACGAGAUGUAUAUGAGAUUGUUUCAUCGAGUCUCCCACGCACUUCCACAUUGCCACUUGAUGCAUGAUUUUUUUUGUCUAUUUUAUGCUGUUCAGAUUUUUCUAUUUUAAGUGGAUGGGAUUUUAUGUGGCUAUAGCCAGAUUUUUGUGAUUUAGAGCUGGUUAUUUUAGGAACCUGUAAUUCUGGGUUUUGAUGAAAUAUUUUGGUUUAAUUCAUCCAUAUAUGUUUUGCAUUGAUGUUUUUGCUAUAGAUAUAUACAUGGAUGAUUGUUUUUGGCUUUA